GAUAUAUUUUAACAAACGUAAUAUCCUCUCUCAUUCGUCGAAUCCUUUUCACAAACCACAAAAUAGUUGUGUUGUCUUUAUCACAAUUAUUGGGUUAACAACUCGCAAGUUUUUUUGGCCAUCAUUAUCAGACACUGAAAUGCCACUGUUUUAUCAGAAUAGUGAAUCAGAUAAUGAGGAGGAUGAACAAUCGUU
Scutellospora calospora is the source of this 195-nucleotide messenger RNA. The record is from the annotation of a GenBank genome assembly. Lineage: Eukaryota; Fungi; Glomeromycota; Glomeromycetes; Diversisporales; Gigasporaceae.